This is a messenger RNA of Acanthosepion pharaonis, 975 nucleotides long. NCBI's taxonomy places the organism in Eukaryota, Metazoa, Mollusca, Cephalopoda, Sepiida, Sepiidae. The record is from the annotation of a GenBank genome assembly.
AUGUGCCGUUUUUCCCACAUGGAUUCCGAGGUGAAGUCCCAACUAAUUACAGGCUGCCUGUCGGAAAAAGUCCGCCAGAAGGGACUCAUGAACUCUGAUAUGUCACUACAUGACUUAAUAAACUACGCAAGGACAACGGAGACGAUAGCGUCGCACCUACAAACAAUGCGACUGGAAGACAACAACACCGCUACUGCUACAACCGCCCCAAUAAACAAAGCCGCGGACGAACAGCGCCGACCAAGCAACUAUCCCCGGCAAUACCGGUGCAGGAAUUGCAACGGAAAAUACCCUCAUGAGCGGGGACCGACGUCUUGCCCGGCAUUUCAUAACCAGUGCACAUACUGCGGAAGGUGGGGACACUUCACCUCUGCCUGUUUCAGAAGAUUAAACGACGGAAACAGACAACGGGAAACAAUUCGUCCCCCACGAACACAGACCAAUCGACGCUCAGUGAACCGCAUUGAAAACGACCAACGGAACCCACGUAGCAGUGGUAGUGAUACAGAAUACGUGUUCCACACAGCUGGAGCUCGGAACUUGCCACCUCCAAUUGAAAUGGAUACUCCAGCAAACAGGAGUUCAUCUUUAUUUUUGGGGCUUCCCAACCAAAUAAAAGGGCAACUUGAUGAACAAUCACAAACUCUCCACAAAAUCAAUUCCACAGUCCAGAAACUUGAAGCUGAAAACGCUCUUUAUAAACAAGAAUUGAUGACCGCCCACACCAAUAUUCACCAGUUAUCAUCUCUUUUGGAUAACGAACGACGAAAAUCCCAUUUGUCUUUGGAGAGACACUUCAUCCAAAUGCAAGAAAUGCUGUGCACAGAAACGAGAAUGUCACAUGAAAUAAAUGAAUUGAAGCUUAAAUGUUGUCAACAGAAUUUUCCUGCCACUCCUUCAUCAACUGCUUCUAGCAGUUUCCAACAAAAGCAAGAGAUUGUCACAAAAUGCAACAUAUUUGCGUCCUCAAAAUGA